ACGUGUUUCCUCACCGGCGUUCUAUACCCUCAGCUGUAACGUGGUACGAGCUGAGUGACAGGUCGGGGAGCCAAUGAGAGGCGCGGCUACGGCCAGGAUUAGAGUCUUGAGAGGCAAGAAGUAGAGAGCUGGUUGCGGAAGAUGUCCGGGCGCAGAGGCUCAGGGCGGGAGCGUAAUCCCCGGGGUCCUCAGAAGAGAAAAGCUGAAGUCAAUCUUGAGAUUGUAGUAAAAACUGAAGAUGAAAGUGAUGUACUUGCAGACUCUGACAAAGAUUCAGAACUGGAGACUCGCUGGGAAUGGCUCAGUGAUGCAGAUUUGUGGAUGGUUUAUACAGAAGACCUUAACAACCAGAUUAACCAAGCAUUCAGCACUGGGAAACACUCUGUGACCAUCUCACCUGACCUUGGGAUCUCCUUUCAAGUGGAUUUGAGAAAUAUGGUGCAGAAGAAUAAAAAGAGUGGCUACCAACGACCUAUACGGCUUGCAGUAAAGGAGCAGGAUCAAUUUUUUGUAUGGCAGUGGCUGUCAGAUGAUGAAUCGUGGAUCUCCUAUGAUGCUAAAACAUCAAUCUUUCUGGAAACGGCACUUCACACGGACAGCAAGAUUGUGUCCCUUUCUCUUGGUGGCAAGCAUUAUACAAUUGAUCUCGGAGCCAUGGUGCAAAAAAAUACUCAAACGCAGUAUGAAAGACAGAUUCAGCGCUGCUUAUCUGUUGCUUUAGAUGCCUCAGCUGAUGAUGAUGAUGAUGACAGUAUUAGUAAUGGACCGUCUGCUGCAAAACGACUCAGAGGGAACAUGAGUAUUGAAAGUGGAGACAGUGAAUCAGAGGACAGCAAAGAGCACAUUAGAACCAUUGUCUUAAAGGGUAAGGCCCCCGUGGAUGCAGAAUGCUCCAGCAAGCUUGGAAAGGCUCAUGUUUACAGUGAAGGUGAAGACGUGUACGAUGUUAUGUUGAACCAGACAAACCUGCAAUUUAAUAACAAUAAAUACUACCUGAUCCAGCUACUUGAAGAUGACAAUGCUAGAAAUUUCUCUGUUUGGAUGCGCUGGGGGCGAGUGGGUAAGGUUGGGCAGCAUUCUUUGGUAUCCUGUCGAGGGGACCUACAGAAAGCAAAAGAUGUCUUCCAGAAAAAGUUUUUUGAUAAGACAAAAAAUCAGUGGUCUGAACGUGCAAAUUUUGAAAAAGUUCCUGGUAAAUAUGACUUUUUGCAUUUGGAUUAUAACUCAACCAAAGAGGAGGAAGAAAAUAUUGUGGAAGUGGAUAAGCCAGCCAUAGUUCCUAAAGUGGAAUCCAAGCUAGAUAACACAAUUCAGGAAUUGCUUAAGCUCAUCUGUAAUUUACAGAACAUGGAAGAAACUGUGCUGGAGAUGAAGUAUGACACCAAGAAAGCUCCUCUGGGAAAGCUAACAAUGGAGCAGAUCCACGCUGGGUAUAGCUCCCUGCAGCGUAUAGAGAACUGUAUCAAAAAACUAAAGUUUGGAAAGGAACUUCUGGAGGCUUGUAAUGAGUUUUACACCCGUAUUCCUCAUGACUUUGGACUUAAGACUCCACCUCUGAUAAGGACCGUACAAGAGCUGGCCUUAAAAGUGCAUCUACUUGAGGCUUUAGGAGACAUACAAAUUGCAGUAAAGUUAGCCAGCUUGGAUCUCCAGUCCAAUGAACAUCCAGUGGACAGACAAUACCGACAGUUACAGUGCAAUUUGGAGCUUUUGGACAAAAAGUCAAGUGAAUUUCAGCUUAUUGAAAAUUACUUACUAAGCACCCAUGCUCCAACCCACAAUGAUUACACAAUGACCCUGUUGAAUGUUUUCCGUGUACAGAAGGAGACAGAAGGAAGCUUUCGAGAAGAUUUACCCAACAGGAUGCUGUUGUGGCAUGGAUCUCGUAUGUCUAAUUGGGUUGGCAUACUUAGCCAGGGCCUUCGUGUAGCACCUAAAGAGGCUCCAGUAACUGGAUACAUGUUUGGAAAAGGAAUAUAUUUUGCAGAUGUCUCCUCAAAGAGUGCAAAUUAUUGCUUUACAACCCGAGAUAAGAAUGUGGGAAUUAUUCUGCUGUCAGAGGUUGCACUUGGUGAAUGUAAUGAACUGAUGGAAGCAGAUUAUGAUGCUCAGAAGAAGCUGAAAGGCAAAAACAGCACCAAAGGUCUGGGUCGUAGCAUUCCAGACCCUGAAAAGAAAAUAAUUCAUGAUGGUGCUGUGGUUCCCUUAGGCCCUCUUAUAGACACAGGACUGAAAAACAAAGAUGGCUACACGCUAAAUUACAAUGAGUUCAUUGUGUAUGACAGCCGCCAGGUCCGGAUGAAGUAUUUGUUGCAAGUUCGUUUCAACUAUGAAUCAUUGUGGUAACUUGUGAUUUCAGGCAAUAGCAACCUCAUCCAUGAAUACUACUGCAUGGCUAACAAUGAAAAAACCUCUGCUGUAAGGCAUUCUAGUCGGCAUAUAUGUAAUGAAAUAGUCUAAGCAAUGCUAGAAAAUAGGUUGUUUGUCUUUAAGCAAUGCAGUUGUUUUUAUCACUCUUCUAUUUAGUAAUCUUGUAUCUUACUGUUCUGUUACAAAACGAGUCCAUAAAGGGGUCUCCUAUAACUAUACAGAUAACUAUAUUUCUAGAUAAAUUGUAUCGACUUUUAAUGAACCAUGAAAUCAUUACAUAGAUAAAUGUUUGAUUUUGUUUUGCUACUUAAAUAAAAAUACAAGCAAAUGCUUAA
This is a messenger RNA of Hyla sarda, 2705 nucleotides long. RefSeq names its product poly(ADP-ribose) polymerase 2 (gene PARP2). The record is from RefSeq and is a predicted model, not a curated record. The transcript is spliced from 19 exons. NCBI's taxonomy places the organism in Eukaryota, Metazoa, Chordata, Amphibia, Anura, Hylidae. Gene Ontology annotation, molecular function: NAD+ poly-ADP-ribosyltransferase activity; zinc ion binding. Bases 142 to 2346 code for a protein of 734 amino acids.